GGGGGAGACCUCUAUUCCGGGGAGGGGAGGGAAGAUCUCCAAGCGCUGUGAGUAGCUGGGCGAUGGCCCCGGGAAAGAGGCAGCUGCAGCUAUGGGGUUGGGAAUAAGGGGUAGGAGUGGGGCUCUAGGGUGGGCUGCUGGCCGGCUUCCAAGGCCCUGAGGGCCCGAGGUUGGGGUCCUGAACCCCUGGCCCUGCGGGGAGUAAUUAGGUCUCCAUCCCUCCGCUCCUUGUCCCCUUCACACAACACCCCUCCCCCCAUGGCGCUCAGCAUCCCAGUUCCGGAGCAUGCGCUGGACCAGCCCGCUUCCUGUCUCCCACCCCCACCCCAUUAACCCGUCCAGGGUGGCUGCGACCUCCUCUCCUUCCCAUCCCCCAUAGCGGGGGGGCGGGGGGUGCAGACCCAAUCUCCCAGGUCUUGCAGGGACCUGGCCAAGGGCAGAUGCUCCUGCGGCCUCAUGGGAGUUGUAGUUCGGGGGAGGGGGCUGAGGGAGGAGGGAGGGUCGACGUGCACUCCCCCUCCUUAGGGGCAGGGGCACCAUGGCCGAGGCCCGCCAGGCAGCGACCUUCCACCUAGACCUGGGCCAUGGGCCUCCCGGGAGCAGGUGCUGGAACCCAGCCCUGAUGGAGGUGGGCAGAGCCGGGCUGCGCUCCUGGGGCCGGAGCCUCGCCCAAUGCCGGGUAAGCCAGGGUCCAAGGGCCCUGGGCCCUUUGGGGAGCCCUGAGGGCGCCGGCUGGAGCCCUGGGAGCCAGCAGUGCCGUCUGCUCCGGCAGGAUGACAUCCUGGCCAGAGCCUGCCCGGCCGGCCCCACCAGCGCGCUCUUCCUCUUGGCGGCCAUCCAGGGCUCUCGGUUCAUGCAGCUGGACCCCUCCCUGGGGCUGGUGGACUGGAUCAAGGCCAGCCUCCCGGACUGGGGCGCGCGCUGGCUCCCAGGCGUCCAGGGGGCCGUGGCGGCCACCCUCUUCGCCGGGGGCCUCUGGAUGGUCCUGCUGCUGACCCUGCACGUCGUCCUGCGGCUCCUCCUGCGCUACCAGGGCUGGCUGAGCGAGCCUCGAGGGAGCCUGUCCUUGGCCACGCGCUCCUGGCUGUACCUGGAGUCGGUGCGGCCGUUGCUGUCGGACGAGGACUUCAGGGCCCGCAGCGUCCAGGCGCACUCGUUCCUCCAGGCAGAGGCCCCCCGGCUCCAGGCGGUCCUGGGCCUCAAGGCCUGGUGCUCGGCCAACUACGCCAGUGACUGGUGGCAGGAGUACGUCUACCUGCGUUCCCGGAGCCCCCUGCUGGGCAGCAGCAACUUCUACAUCCUGGACUUCCUCUCGGCGGCCCCCACUCCUCUGCAGGCGGCGCGGGCCGGGAACGCUGUCUACGCCAUGAUGAGGUUUCGGGAGCAGCUGAGCCGCGGGGAGGUGGAGCCUGCCACGCUGCUGGGGACCCGUCCGCUGUGCUCGGCCCAGUACCGGCAGAUGUUCAACACCACUCGUGUCCCCGGCAUCACCAGAGACCGGCUGUGCCGUGUUGGGGAUGGCCAGAGUCGCCACGUGGCCGUUCUGCACCGGGGCCGCUUCUUCCGCCUGGGGACCCACGGGGGGCCCAAGGGACGCCUGCUGAGCCCCCGCGUCCUGGAGCAGCAGUUCCAGCGCAUCCUGGAUGACCCUGCCCCGGCCAGGCCCCUGGAGGAGCGCCUGGCUGCCCUGACAGCCGCUCCCAGGGCCCAGUGGGCUCAGGCUCGGGCCUCCCUGCAGGCAGGGGACAAGAGCACGAGGGCCAGCCUGCAGACGGUGGAAGGGGCCGCCUUCUUCGUGUGCCUGGAGGAGACCCUGGGCCCCCCGGACGCAUCCCCCGAGGUGCUUCUGGAUGAGCUGGCGCGGGCCCUGCUGCUGGGAAGCGGCCACAACAGGUGGUUGGACAAGUCUCUGAAUCUCGUGGUCUUCGGCAAUGGCCGCGCCGGGCUGAACGUGGAGCACGCCUGGGCUGACGCCCCCGUCCCUUCGCACAUGUGGGAGGCCGUGUUGGCCGCCGAGUGCUUUGAACUCGGCUACUCGGAGGACGGCCAUUGCCGAGGGACGCCGGACCCCGAGCUGGGACCCCCGGAGCGGCUCCUGUGGACUGUGCCCGAGGAGGUGACCGCGUCCGUCCUGUGGGCCGUGCAGGAGGCCCGGGCCUUGGCCAGAGACACCGAGUGCCACGUCCUCCCCUUCACUGGCUUCGGCCGAGGCUUCACCCGGCGCUGCCGGGCCCCUGGGAGCAGCUUCGUGCAGCUGGCCCUGCAGCUGGCCUGGUUUCGGGACCAGGGCGGCUUCUGUCUGACCUACGAGCCGUGCCUGACGAGGCUGUUCCACGAGGGCCGCACCGAGACCGUCCGGCAGUGCACACUGGAAGCAUGCGCCUUCGUCCGAGCCAUGGAGGAUGCGCGGCAGACGGACGCCCAGCGCCUGGCCCUGUUCCGCGUGGCGGCCGAGAAGCACCGGGCUCUGUGCCGGGCGGCCCUGACCGGCGAGGGCGUCGAUCGGCAUCUCUUCUGCCUCUACCUGGUCUCCCGGCUCCUCCGGCUCCCCUCGCCGUUCCUGACCCAGGUCCGGGCCGAACGAUGGAAACUCGCCACCAGCCAGAGCCUGACCCGGCGGCCACCUUUGUUCGACCCGGCCCGUCAUCCCGAUUACGUCUGUUGCGGGGGGGGCUUCGGGCCUGCCGAUGACGACGGCUACGGCGUGUCCUACACCUUCAUGGGGGAGAGCGCCAUCACCUUCCACGUCUCCUGCAAGGUGUCCAGCCCCGACACGGACUCCCGGCGCUUCGGGCGACACGUUUGGGACGCCAUGCUGGAUGUGGCCGCGCUGUUUGGCUUCGGCAUCGGGCCCAGCACGAGGGCCCGGCCAGGAGAGGUGGCCGGUGAGGACCAGAAUUCCUGUAGAGUCUCUGGAGAGGCUGAGCCCCCGCGCGAGCCCCGGCCGGAGCCCUGAGACCCCGAGGAGCCGCUCUUGGUCGUGGGAGCAGGAAGGAAGGGCUCCACGAGGACUCGGGCCAGAGCCGUCAUUGCAGCGGCGGGAACGACCCAGCCUCAGCGGCCCGCGUGGCCCGUCUCCUCCUCGAUGUCAGCCGGUCCCGGCCUCACCUUCUGCAUCCCUCUGCUUUGGGCGCUCAGCUCCCUCCUGCCCCCCAGCCCGAUCCGUCCACGGGCCAAAGGCCGCCCCGACCUGGCCCCGGCCUGGCCCCCUCCUGUCAGCCCGGAGCUGCACCCCGAGCCCAUCUGGUGGCCAAGCUGCGUCCGACGACGGCCUCCGAGCUCUCCUGAGCCCGGGCACAGGCGGCACUGUGGCCCGUCCCCCAGCCUGCGUCGGGCGGCUGGCAAUGGCUCCCUGCACCCAGCUUCUGUUCCCCCUCAGCCCACACCCCAAGCUCAUCCUGGUGGCUGCCCAGACUCGCCUCAGAGUCGAACAAAGCCCCCCCCCCCCCCCCCCCGCCCAGACAGCCCAAAGCCGGCACCCCUUUAGCAGCCUUUGCCUCAGGAAGUAAUCAGGAAAGAAGGCUCUGCUGGGUGCCCGGCAGUGUGCUUGGAGGCCGGAAACCGUCCCUGCCCUCCAGGAGCCACACUUUACCAGACACUGACAGAAGAAGGAAAUACAAAGCUGGGGUGGGGCCGCCCUGCUGUGUGUCAUAAUGAGAAAGGGCUGUUGGAGGAGAGAUUGGAUUGGAUUUGGGUAGUUUCAGGGGUUUCGAGAUGUGGCUAGACCUCUGGGCCUCGAUUUAGGAAGACGAGUUCAAAUCCUGUCUCAUAUUCGUGUGACUCGGUUUCAUUACCUGUAAAAUGGGAAUAAUAAUAGCACCUAUCUCCCAGGAUUAUUGUAAAGAACAAACAAGAUAACAUUUGUAACGUGCUUUGCUAACCUUGAAGAGUUCUGUAAAUGAAUUCUAGCUAGUGUUUAUGAUGAUGAUUUUUAUUAGCAAAGGGGCAGCUAGCUGGUGAAGUGGAUAGAGUACCUGGAGUCAGGAAGACCUUAGUUCAAAUCCAGCUGCAGACACUUAAUAGCUGGGUGAUCCUAGGCAAGUCAUUUAACCCUGAUUGCCUUGGUUUCUUCAUCUGUAAAAUGAGCUGGAGAAGGAAAUGGCAAGUCACUCGGGGAUCUUUGCUAAGAAAAUCCCAAAUGGGGUCAUGAAGAGGUGGGUACAACUGAAAUGAUUGACUGGACAAUACUAACAUUAUUAAGAAUAACAAAUAGUCUGGUUUGACCGGUCUAUGGAAUGGGUGGAAGGGAUGAUGGGAAAUCAGUCUAUGAAGAAAGGAGAACUCGACACCAUUGCCCAGCCCUUUACCACUCCUCUGCCUUAGAACCAAUGAACAGUAUCAAUUCUAAGAUGAACUGUAAAGGUAAUGAGAAAAAAAGAAAGGAUGGGGCAGAUCGUGAGUGGUUGGAAAAGUUUGUACCUACCUUAUCCUCUUGCCCAUGGGCAUCCCGGAGCUUCUUGAGCUAGAGUGCCAGGCCGCAGGCGUGCUUGAACUCUAGUGUUCCAGCUGUCUGUCUGCUCCAUUGCCUAGCUCCUCCUACCUGCCUCAGUGACAGAAGGAGAAAGCUUUUGUAAAUUGUCUGCAAAGAGAAGUGGUCUAGGAUAUUUGUUUUUUAAAGAAUAAAUUGUACUCGAGCUC
This is a messenger RNA of Monodelphis domestica (gray short-tailed opossum), 4638 nucleotides long. The record is from RefSeq and is a predicted model, not a curated record. NCBI's taxonomy places the organism in Eukaryota, Metazoa, Chordata, Mammalia, Didelphimorphia, Didelphidae.